AUGGUGAGAGAACCUUCCAUCGCUCUAAAAACUAUUAUGCCUUUUUCGGAGAAUAGGGUAAAACAAAGAAGUUCGGAUUUAGAGGACGAAGCUCCUUUAAUUCAAAAUCGUUACGACGACUGGGCAGAGGAAACAUCAUCUCCAGUAUCUCCGAGGAGACGUCGUAAUAUAGGAACCUCAUCAUCUUCGACGAAAAUUUCAUCAUCUAGAUCUCCACAAGCCAAAGCACGUACAAUUUCAUUUCAUGCAUCAGAUAAAUUUCCACCAAAUGUAGUUCGAAAUCAAAAAUAUAACUUAAUUACGUUUUUUCCGUUGGUAUUUUAUCAACAGUUUCACAUAUUCAUUAAUUUAUAUUUUCUUCUUGUUGCAUUAUCUCAAUUUAUUCCACCAUUGAAAAUUGGUUAUAUUAUCACGUAUUUUGGUCCAUUAUGUUUUGUGCUUCUUGUAACAAUUGGUAAAGAAGCGUAUGACGAUUGGAAAAGAUAUAAGCGAGAUCAAGAAAAUAAUUCUCAAAAAUAUGAAAUAAUGACUCGAAAUGGGAUUAAACUUGUGCCUAGUUCAAAAAUAAGAGUUGGGGACUUAAUUCUAAUUAAUAAGGAUCAAAGAGUAUAUCUAAUAUUGCUCCGGACAACCGAAACAAGUGGUGCUUGUUUUAUUAGGACUGAUCAGUUAGAUGGUGAAACUGAUUGGAAACUAAGGUUGGCUGUGCCAUAUUGUCAAAAGUUACCAUCAAAUGAAAGCCUUUUACAUAUUGAUGCGGAAAUAUAUGCUGAUGUUCCACAUAAAAACAUUCAUAAUUUCAUUGGAAAUUUUUCGAAGGCAGCCCCAGAAAAUUUGACGCCACAUAUUGAAGCUCUUAAUGUUGAAAAUACAUUAUGGAUGAAUACUGUAUUGGCAUCAGGUACCGCUAUUGGAUUUGUGAUUUAUACUGGUAAAGAGACUCGGGCUGUUAUGAAUACAAGUCAUCCAGAGACGAAAGUUGGAUUACUUGAUCAAGAAAUUAAUCGGCUUUCUAAGGUCGAUUUUGUUCGUAGUUACAUUAUUAUUGUCAUUGUUGCUUAUUGCUUUGAAUGGAUUUCGAGGACUCUGAUUAUGAAUGACAAUGAAAUUCCUGAUACAAUUGUACGUACCAGUACAAUACCCGAGGAACUUGGUAGAAUAGAAUAUCUUUUGUCAGAUAAAACUGGAACACUGACUAAAAAUGAUAUGGAGCUCAAAAAACUUCAUUUGGGAACUAUGGCCUAUAAUAUUGAUACUAUGGAUGAAAUUUCUCAUCAGCUUGAAGUAGCAUUUGGAAAGCAGCAAGGAAAAGAGGCACAUGUACCGAGAACGUCUCGAACUGCUGUUCCUACUUCUACUAUCAUAGUUGGAAGGAGUCGUAGAGACAUGACUUCGAGAAUAAAAGAUAUUGUACUUGCUUUGGCAUUGUGUCAUAAUGUAACUCCAGUAAUUGAUUCUGAUAAUGUGAUCACAUAUCAAGCAUCUUCACCAGAUGAAGUUGCCAUUGUGAAAUGGACAGAGUAUGUUGGUCUUACUCUUGUUUUCCGCGAUAUCAAUGAGAUGCAUCUUCGUACAAAGCAUGGUGAUGUCCUUAAGUUUCAAAUUCUGCAAAUAUUCCCAUUCACUAGUGAAAGUAAGAGAAUGGGAAUUAUCGUAAAAGAUAUAACGACAGAGGAAAUUUUUUUUUAUGAGAAAGGAGCAGAUGUUGUAAUGAGUAAAAUUGUACAAUACAAUGAUUGGUUAGAUGAAGAAUGCGGAAAUAUGGCCAGAGAAGGUUUAAGAACUUUAGUCGUUGCACGUAAAAAAAUAUCAGUAGAUGUAUAUAAUGAUUUCACAAACAGAUAUCAUGAAGCAAAGGUAAGUCUUUCAGAUCGUAAAGUUCAAGAGCAGGCUGUUAUAAAUGCAAUUCUGGAACAAGAUCUAGAACUUUUGGGAGUAACUGGAGUUGAAGAUAAGCUUCAAGAUGGUGUAAAGACCACUUUAGAAUUAUUGAGAAACGCAGGUCUAAAAAUUUGGAUGUUAACGGGAGACAAGAUUGAAACGGCAACAUGUAUUGCUAUUUCUUCAAAGCUAAUCUCUUCAAGGAAUCAAAUUAUUCAUCAAAUAUCUAAACUCCAAAAUACUGAAGCAGCUUUAGAAGAAUUAGAAAGUUUACAAGCCAGAAGAGAUUGUUGUUUAGUAAUUGAUGGUGAAUCAAUCCAGCUUUAUAUGGAUCAUUAUCAAUUUGAAUUCAUUGAACUGGCUGUAGAAUUGCCUGUCGUUGUUGCUUGUAGAUGUUCUCCUACUCAAAAGGCUGAUAUAACAAGACUCAUUAAGAAAUAUACAAAUAAAAGGAUUUGCUGUAUAGGAGAUGGUGGUAAUGACGUUAGUAUGAUUCAAGCAGCCGAUGUUGGCGUAGGAAUUGUAGGAAAGGAAGGCAAACAGGCUUCUUUGGCUGCAGAUUUCUCAGUGAUUCAGUUCAGUUAUUUGACAAAACUUUUAUUAUGGCACGGUAGAAAUAGUUAUAAACGUUCUGCAAAAUUAGCACAAUUCGUUAUUCAUCGUGGUCUGAUAAUAUCAGUUAUACAAGCAGUGUUUUCUUCGAUAUUUUAUUUUGCUCCUAUUGCUCUUUAUCAGGGGAUGUUGAUUGUUGGAUAUUCUACAGUUUAUACAAUGGCACCGGUAUUUUCACUCGUGUUGGAUAAAGAUGUGAACGAGGAUAUAGCUUUGCAAUUUCCAGAACUAUACAAGGAAUUGACAAAGGGUCGAUCGUUAUCUUUGAAGACUUUCUUUCAGUGGCUAAUGAUUAGUGUUUAUCAAGGUGGCGCAAUUAUGAUUAUGUCAAUUGUACUCUUUGAGGAUGAAUUUAUAAAUAUCGUUUCUAUCUCUUUUACUGCUUUAAUUCUUAAUGAAUUAUUGAUGGUUGCUUUUGAGAUUAAUACAUGGCAUAGGUUAAUGUUAUUAUCAGAAAUUCUUACAUUAGCUUUUUAUAUUGUUUCAAUGAUAUUUUUACCUACUUAUUUUGAUUUAGUAUUUAUUUUGACUGAAACAUUUGUUUGGAAAGUUGCUGUAAUAACAGCAGUUAGUAGUAUUCCGUUAUAUAUUAUUAAAUUUUUAAGAAGAAGAUAUGCACCACCCAGUUACUCUAAACUUACAUAA
Funneliformis geosporum is the source of this 3138-nucleotide messenger RNA. The record is from the annotation of a GenBank genome assembly. Lineage: Eukaryota; Fungi; Glomeromycota; Glomeromycetes; Glomerales; Glomeraceae.